UUCCCCGCAAACAGCGGGGCAGGGCGGAGCAGAAGGGGCACAUUUCCCACGGACCCUGCUGCGGACAUCCCGCCCCCGGCCCUCCCUCCCGCCGCGCGAGAAGGCCAACUCCGCCUGCCUGAGUCACGGCUGGAGCUGGGGAGGAGCUGGGGAAGGCGGCUCCCGGCCAGAGCGCAGCCAGCGGACGCCGAGAAAGCGGGCAAAAGGCGAUCGGAAUCAUGGGGGAGAGCGCGCUGGAACCCGGGCCUGUGCCGGGGGCGCUAGCCGGGGGCCCCGUGCACGCCGUGACGGUGGUGACCCUGCUGGAGAAGCUGGCCACCAUGCUGGAGGCACUGCGGGAGCGGCAGGGCGGCCUGGCUCAGAGGCAGGGCGGCUUGGCGGGCUCCGUGCGCCGCAUCCAGAGCGGCCUGGGCGCGCUGAGCCGCAGCCACGACACCACCAGCAACACGCUGGCACAGCUGCUGGCCAAAGCGGAGCGCGUGGGCUCGCACGCCGACGCCGCCCAGGAGCGCGCCGUGCGCCGCGCUGCCCAGGUGCAGCGGCUGGAGGCCAACCACGGGCUCCUGGUGGCGCGCGGGAAACUCCACGUCCUGCUCUUCAAGGAGGAGGCUGAAAUCCCAGCCAGAGCCUUCCAGAAGGCGCCAGAGCCCUUGGGCCCGGUGGAGCAGUGCGAGCUGGGCCCAGAGGUACCUGAGGCCGAAGUUGGGGAGAGCUCAGACGAGGAGCCCGUGGAGUCUCGGGCGCAGCGGCUGCGGCGCUCGGGGUUGCAGAAGGUGCAGAGCCUGCGAAGGGCCCUUUCGGGCCGGAAAGGCCCUGCGGCGUCAGCAGCCACACCCAUCAAGCCGCCUCGCCUUGGGCCGGGCCGGAGCGCCGACAACCAGCCGGUAGCCGAGCUUGCGCAGGAGCCCACGCAGGAACCGGAGCCUCUCCAGGACACCGAGGAAGAUCCCGAGAGACUUGCGGCUGCCGAAGCGGCUCUGCACCCAAUAGAGAGUGCAGCCUGAUGGGUGGUGCUGUCUGCUUCCCCCCUGUGCCUAUGCCUUGUCCCAAAAUAAAUCCUCCUCUCAGAAUGCAGCACUCACGCCCAAAUAAGGAGGAAUUCUGAAGCCACACAGCGCAACUCAAGCACACCCCCCCUUCCCGCCUCCUUCAGCCUAGUACUCUGUGUCCUUUAAAAGAGGAGCGGCCACUCACACCUCCUGCUUGUGCUCGCCAUUAAUAAAAAUAAUUUCACUUAA
Messenger RNA from Choloepus didactylus (southern two-toed sloth), 1238 nucleotides. RefSeq names its product caveolae associated protein 3 (gene CAVIN3). NCBI's taxonomy places the organism in Eukaryota, Metazoa, Chordata, Mammalia, Pilosa, Megalonychidae. The record is from RefSeq and is a predicted model, not a curated record. Gene Ontology annotation, molecular function: protein kinase C binding. The transcript is spliced from 2 exons. Gene Ontology annotation, cellular component: caveola; cytoplasm. The coding region runs from base 219 to 1004 and encodes 261 amino acids.